This is a messenger RNA of Metarhizium album ARSEF 1941, 2364 nucleotides long. Its product is annotated as L-Rhamnonate Dehydratase. Bases 1 to 2364 code for a protein of 787 amino acids. The record is from RefSeq and is a predicted model, not a curated record. Gene Ontology annotation, molecular function: L-rhamnonate dehydratase activity; magnesium ion binding. NCBI's taxonomy places the organism in Eukaryota, Fungi, Ascomycota, Sordariomycetes, Hypocreales, Clavicipitaceae. Gene Ontology annotation, biological process: carbohydrate catabolic process. The transcript is spliced from 5 exons.
AUGGCGUCGGCGCUUCGUGGUUUUCCUGUCAUCAAGGCCGUUCGAUCAUAUGUCAUUGGCGGCGUGGGCUCAGUUCUGACGGGCUCUGAAUCAGGUCCCCCUGGAUGCUGGCUCAUCCACCAACACUUUGAACGCUUCCUGAUCGGCGCCGAUCCCCGAAACACCAACCUCCUGUUUGAGCAAAUGUACCGAGCCUCCAUGUUCUACGGCCGCAAAGGCCUCCCAGUGGCCGUCAUAUCCGUCAUCGACCUCGCCAUCUGGGACCUGCUGGGCAAGCUGAGGAGCGAGCCCGUGUACAGGCUCAUCGGCGGCGCCACAAAGGAACGCAUCGACUUCUACUGCACCGGCCCUCAGCCGACUGCCGCUCGGGACAUGGGCUUCUGGGGUGCAAAGGUGCCCCUGCCGCACUGCCCCGAAGAGGGCCGCGCCGGGCUUCGCAAGAACGUCGAGUUUCUCCGGAGGCACAGGGGAUCCGUCGGCCCCGACUUCCCCAUCAUGGUGGACUGCUACAUGAGCCUCAACGUGCCGUACACGAUCCAACUUGUCGAGGCGUGCAAGGACCUCGACAUCAACUGGUGGGAGGAAUGCCUGUCGCCAGACGACACGGACGGCUUCCAGCAGAUCAAGCGCGCACACCCGACCGCCAGGUUCACCACGGGCGAGCACGAAUACUCGCGCUACGGAUUCCGCAAGCUCAUCGAGCCCCGAAACCUGGACAUGAUCCAACCCGACGUCAUGUGGGUCGGCGGCAUGACGGAACUGCUCAAAGUCGCCGCCAUGGCCGCCGCAUACGACCUGCCCGUCGUGCCGCACGCCAGCGGCCCGUACAGCUACCACUUUGUCGUUUCUCAGCCCAACGCUCCGUUCCAGGAAUACCUGGCCAACUCGCCGGACGGGAAGAGCGUGCUGCCUGUCUUUGGGGACUUGUUCACCGACGAGCCGCUUCCGACAAAGGGUUAUCUGGCGAGAGCGGACUUGGACAAGCCUGGCUUUGGACUGACUAUCAAUCCGGCCGUGCGGGCCAGAUUGAUACCGGCAAGUAACCUGCUCAACCCCUCGCCGGUGGCAAUGCCUGCGCCAGAAGUUGGUGACGGCGUUGCCAGGGAGAUUGGCUAUGUGAAGCACGUAAAAAUGAAGGGGGCGGGCAAUCGUGAUAAAAGGCUGGUGGGCAUGAUGGAAAGAAACACAGAAUCACGUCUCAAGGGCUUACUAGAGAGUCUCACCAGGAUUAACCUGUUGGCGUGGAUGCUAUCCGGCAAGACAAGCCUCUGCGUGCAGGUGCAGGGCGCAGCCCGGCGUGAGGCACACCACGACUCUCUGCGCUCCCGCACCAUUCGCCCGCUCCCGUUUCCGUUGCCAUCGACACCGGCCCAUCCAAGAUUCAAGAGGACCGACUGUGCUUGGAUCCGAAAAGAGUCCACCGCCGUCUGCCCUGCCCAGGAGGCCGCCGCCAUCGAGACGCGCGGCACAGCCAACCCAACGGCCGACAGGCAAAACAGCCGUGGACGAGGAGGUGGCCGCGGCAUGACGACGAUGACGCCGCCGGCCCGGCUGCUCGCGGGCAAGACGGCCAUCAUCACGGGGGGCACGACGGGCAUCGGGCGCGCCAUCUGCCUCGAGUUCCUGCGCCAGGGUGCCAACGUGGUGGUCAACCACCUCGGGCUAGAGCAGGACAGGCACCACGUCGAGUCGCUGGUCGCGGCGGCGGCGGCGGCGGCGGCGGCGGAAGAGGGAGGCGGCGCGCGAGGCAGGCUGGCCCACGAGGCCGGCGACGUCCGGGACCCCGAGACGGCGACGAGGCUCGUGGCGGCGGCGGUCGAGCACUCGGGCCCCGCGCGGCGGCUGGACAUUUGCGUGUCCAACGCGGGCGUGUGCACCUUUGCCGACUUUCUGACGCUGCCGGCGGACCUGCUGAGGACGACGGUGCGCACGAACCUCGACGGCGCCUUCUACGUGGUCCAGGCGGCGGCGCGCCAGAUGGCCCUGCGCCAGGCGCCGCCGGGCGGCAGCAUCAUUGGCGUGUCGUCGGUGUCGGCGCUCGUCGGCGGCGGCCGGCAGGCGCACUACACGCCCACCAAGGCCGGCGUGCUGAGCUUGAUGCAGAGCACGGCCGUGGCGCUGGGCCGGUACGGCAUCCGCUGCAACGCCCUGCUGCCCGGCACGAUUCGCACCCGCCUGAACGAGGGGGACCUCGCCGACGACACCAAGAGGGCGUACGUGGAGGGCAGGAUCCCCCUGGGCCGCACCGGCGAGCCGUCCGACCUGGCGGGCCCGGCUGUCUUUUUGGCGAGCGACGACCUGAGCGGCUACGUUAGCGGUGCGCAGCUGCUGGUCGACGGGGGGCUGUUUGUGAAUUUGCAGUAG